Molecule: messenger RNA, 843 nt
Organism: Panthera uncia (snow leopard)
Lineage: Eukaryota; Metazoa; Chordata; Mammalia; Carnivora; Felidae
Gene: VSTM2A
Product: V-set and transmembrane domain containing 2A
Exons: 5
Coding region: 1-714 (237 amino acids)
Source: RefSeq, a predicted model, not a curated record
AUGAUGGGGAUCUUUUUGGCGUAUGUUGGAUUUGUUUUCUUUUCCGUUUUAUAUGUACAACAAGGGCUCUCUUCUCAAGCAAAAUUCACCGAGUUUCCGCGGAACGUGACAGCGACCGAGGGGCAGAAUGUGGAGAUGUCCUGCGCUUUCCAGAGUGGCUCUGCCUCGGUGUACCUGGAGAUCCAGUGGUGGUUUCUGCGGGGGCCCGAGGACCUGGAGCCCGGGGCCGAGGUGGCUGGUGCGCAGGUGGAGCUGGUGCCCGACCGAGACCCGGACAACGACGGGACUAAGAUCAGCACAGUGAAAGUCCAAGGCAAUGACAUCUCUCACAAGCUUCAGAUUUCCAAAGUGAGGAAAAAGGAUGAAGGCUUGUACGAAUGCAGGGUGACGGACGCUAAUUACGGAGAGCUGCAGGAACACAAAGCCCAGGCCUACUUGAAAGUCAAUGCCAACAGCCAUGCUAGGAGGAUGCAGGCCUUCGAAGCCUCGCCCAUGUGGCUGCAGGAUAUGAAGCCUCGCAAGAAUGUCUCAGUGGCCAUUCCCAGCAGCAUCCACAGCUCUGGCAACCAGCGAAUGCACUCCACCUCCAGCCCUCAAGCGGUAGCCAAAAUGCCCAAACAAAGUCCACAAUCAGGUGCAAGGAUGAUAGCUACAAGCCAUGGACUUUCUGUCCUGCUUCUUGUUUGUGGCUUUGUGAAGGGUGCUUUGCUUUAAUCUAAAGUGCUGACUUUUUUCCAAUAUCACUUUCUCUUCUUAAAGCAAAGAGCAAAUCGCCUGUAAAAUCUACGGAGCGGACAGCAAAGUUGACCCUAAACUCCAAGCACCAUUCUGCACCCACUGUUC